Molecule: messenger RNA, 8437 nt
Organism: Cynoglossus semilaevis (tongue sole)
Lineage: Eukaryota; Metazoa; Chordata; Actinopteri; Pleuronectiformes; Cynoglossidae
Gene: lrp6
Product: low density lipoprotein receptor-related protein 6
Exons: 23
Coding region: 481-5343 (1620 amino acids)
Biological process (GO): canonical Wnt signaling pathway; nervous system development
Molecular function (GO): Wnt receptor activity; Wnt-protein binding
Source: RefSeq, a predicted model, not a curated record
CAGACUUUGGGUACGAGUAGAACAAAACAAAACAUUGCACAAAUUAGCAAGUAACGACCUAAACUAUAUCACCCCGAGCAUUACUGUUGUUGUUUUGACGUGAAUCGAGAAGACAAGAAGGGAAAAUAAGGAAGGUGAAAAAAAUCAGCAGCAACAGGAGCGGUAGAAGCUCCUCCACCUCCUCCUCCACUUUCUUCUUGGUGCUCACAGCGGAAGGAGACGUCGCUCCUCCUGCAGGACAAUGUGAGACACCGACACAACACUUGACCCGAACGAGAGUCUUUCUGACCCCGCAUAGCUCCGUAGGAACAGACGGACGGACCCACCGGAAUGGACAUGGGCUCCGCUUAAUCUCGGAUCGCAGCUCAUCGACGAAGGACCUUGUUAUAAUUAAAGCCGCGUUGGGAGCGCCAGGAUCGGCCGCAGCUAUGGGAUCGGGCCGCUGAGCGGAGCGCGGCGCCAGGGCCGAGAACAGGGAAGAUGGGUGUCGCGCUGCGGACUCUGCUGUUGUUGUGCAGUUUUUGUUUGCUCGUACGAGCUGUGCCGCUGCUGCUAUAUGCGAACCGACGGGACCUCCGUCUCGUGGACGCGGCUCAUGAAAAGGCUAACGCCACAGUGGUGGUGGGAGGACUGGAGGACGCUGCUGCCGUGGACUAUGUCUAUUCAGAGGGACUCAUUUAUUGGAGCGACGUGAGCGAGGAGGCUAUCAAACGCACAGUUUUUAACCUGUCUGGUGCCAGCGUUGUGCAGACAGUGGUACCGGGUCUGGCAUCUCCAGACGGACUGGCCUGCGAUUGGCUUGGGAGGAAAUUAUAUUGGACAGAUUCAGAAACCAAUCGGAUCGAGGUAUCAGAACUAGAUGGAUCGCUGAGGAAAGUUCUGUUCUGGCAGGAGUUGGAUCAGCCCAGAGCCAUCGCUCUGGAUCCGGAACGGGGGUACAUGUACUGGACAGAUUGGGGCGAGAUCCCGAAGAUCGAGCGAGCGGGGAUGGACGGAACCAAUCGAUCGAUGAUCAUCGAUAAAGAGAUUUAUUGGCCCAACGGUCUGACGCUGGACUACAGCCAACAGAAACUGUACUGGGCUGAUGCCAAGCACAACUUCAUCCACCGAGCCAACCUGGACGGUUCCCUCAGGGAGGUGGUGGUGAAGGGUGAGCUCCCUCACCCCUUCGCUCUCACCCUCUACGAGGACACGCUCUUCUGGACCGACUGGAACACGCACUCCAUCCACUCCUGUUGGAAACAGAACGGCGGCGGACAGCGGGUCGUCCACUCCGACAUCUUCUCGCCCAUGGACAUCCACGUCUUCAGCGCCAAGAGACAACCUGCCUUGAACAGUCCGUGCUCGGUGAACAACGGCGGGUGUUCUCACCUCUGCCUCCUCUCACCGGCCAACUCUCAACACACCUGCGCGUGUCCCACUGGAGUCCAACUGCUGGAGGACGGGAAGACCUGCAGGGACGGUGCGACCCAGGUUCUUCUUUUGGCGAGGCGGACGGACCUGCGGCGAAUCUCUCUGGACACGCCUGACUUCACCGACAUCAUCCUGCAGGUAGAGGACAUCCGACACGCAAUCGCCAUUGAUUACGACCCCGUGGAAGGAUAUAUCUACUGGACCGACGACGACGUGAAGGCAAUCCGACGCUCUCUGCUGGACGGCAGCGACGCCCAGUUUGUCGUCACCACCCAGGUCAACCACCCCGACGGUAUCGCAGUGGACUGGAUCGCACGCAACCUUUACUGGACUGACACCGGAACGGAUCGCAUCGAAGUGACCCGCCUUAAUGGGACCAUGAGAAAGAUCCUGAUUUCUGAAGACCUGGACGAGCCCAGAGCCAUCGUCCUGGAUCCUGUGGCCGGGUAUAUGUACUGGACAGACUGGGGGGAGGUGCCAAAAAUCGAGCGUGCAGAUCUGGACGGUCUAGAGCGCGUGGUGAUGGUAAACACCUCCUUGGGUUGGCCAAACGGUCUCGCACUUGACUAUGAGGAACGAAAAAUGUACUGGGGGGACGCCAAGACAGACAAGAUUGAGGUGAUGAACUUGGACGGAACGGGUCGACGGGUGCUGGUGGAGGACAAACUCCAUCACAUCUUCGGCUUCACGCUGCUGGGCGACUUCAUCUACUGGACGGACUGGCAGCGACGCAGCAUUGAGCGCGUCCACAAACACACGGCGGAGAGAGAGUUCAUCAUCGAUCAGCUGCCCGACCUCAUGGGCCUGAAGGCCACCAAUGUCCACCAGUGGGUUGGAACCAACCUCUGUGCGGAGAACAACGGCGGCUGCAGUCACCUCUGUCUCUACAAGCCCACGGGCGUCCAGUGCGGUUGUCCCAUUGGCCUGGAGCUCAUCGCCGACAUGCGCACAUGCAUCGUCCCCGAGGCCUUCCUGCUGUUCUCCCGUCACACCGACAUCCGCCGCAUCUCACUGGAGACCAACAACAACAACGUGGCCAUCCCGCUGACUGGCGUCAAAGAGGCGUCGGCGCUGGACUUUGACGUGACGGACAACCGUAUCUACUGGACGGACAUCACACUGAAGACCAUCAGCCGGGCCUUCAUGAACGGCAGUGCUCUGGAGCACGUGGUGGAGUUUGGCCUGGAUUACCCAGAGGGCAUGGCAGUGGACUGGCUGGGGAAGAACUUGUACUGGGCCGAUACCGGAACCAAUCGCAUCGAGGUUGCCAAACUGGACGGGCAGCACCGCCAGGUGUUGGUCUGGAAGGAUCUGGACAGUCCAAGAGCACUGGCUCUGGAUCCGGCCGAAGGCUACAUGUACUGGACAGAGUGGGGCGGGAAACCAAAGAUCGACCGCGCAGCGAUGGACGGGACAGGUCGCAUCACGCUGGUCGCAGACGUAGGCCGAGCCAAUGGUCUCACCAUAGAUUAUGCCGAGCGACGCCUCUACUGGACCGACCUGGACACAACGCUGAUCGAGUCGUCGAACAUGCUGGGUCAAGAGCGUGAGGUCAUAGCUGAUGAUCUCCCUCACCCCUUUGGCCUCACCCAGUACCAGGAUUACAUCUACUGGACAGAUUGGAGCCAGCGCAGCAUUGAGCGCGCCAACAAGACCAGCGGCCAGAACCGGACCGUGAUCCAGGGCCACCUCGACUAUGUCAUGGACAUCCUCGUCUUUCACUCGUCUCGACAGGGGGGCUGGAACGCCUGCGCCUCCACCAAUGGUCACUGCUCCCACCUGUGCCUCGCCGUCCCCGUCAACAGCUUCGUGUGCGGCUGCCCCGCCCAUUUUUCUCUCAACUACGACAACAAGACCUGCAGUGCUCCCACGUCCUUCCUGCUGUUCAGCCAAAAGACGGCCAUUAAUCGUAUGGUCAUCGACGAGCAGCAGAGUCCUGACAUCAUCCUACCCAUCCACGGCCUCAGGAACGUCCGCGCAAUCGACUAUGACCCUCUGGACAAACAGCUCUACUGGAUAGACUCCAAGCAGAACGUGAUCCGCCGAGCGCAGGAGGACGGGAACCAGAGUAUGACGGUUGUGUCCAACUCCCUGGUCGCACCCAGUCAGGGGCUGCAGCUGUACGACCUGAGCAUUGACAUCUACAGCCGUUUCAUCUACUGGACCAGCGAGGUCACCAAUGUCAUCAACGUUACGCGCACAGACGGCAGCAGAGUGGGCGUGGUGCUGAGAGGAGAACACGACAAACCUCGAGCUAUCGUAGUAAACCCGGAGAGAGGGUACAUGUACUUCACCAACCUGCUGGAGCGAUCGCCCAAGAUCGAGCGAGCAGCUCUGGACGGUACAGAGCGGGAAGUUCUGUUCUUCAGUGGUUUGGGGAAACCUGUCGCUCUGGCCAUCGACAACGAAGUAGGGAAGCUGUUCUGGGUCGAUUCCGACUUGAGACGCAUCGAGAGCAGCGACCUCUCUGGGGCCAACCGUAUCGUCAUCGCCGACUCCAACAUCCUGCAGCCAGUGGGUCUCACUGUCUUUGGGAACCACUUGUACUGGAUCGACAAGCAGCAGCAGAUGAUUGAGCGCAUCGACAAGACCACCAGAGAGGGACGUACCAAGAUCCAGGCUCGCAUCGCUUACCUGAGCGAUAUCCACGCUGUGCACGAGCUGGACAUGAGGGAGUACAGUAAACAUCCUUGCACGUGGGACAACGGCGGCUGUUCUCACAUCUGCAUCGUAAAAGGCGAUGGAACGACGCGCUGCUCGUGUCCCGUUCACCUGGUGCUGCUGCAGGACGAGCUGUCCUGUGGAGAACCUCCCACCUGUUCUCCUGAGCAGUUCUCCUGUACGUCCGGUGAGGUGGACUGCAUCCCACAGGCGUGGAGGUGCGACGGUUACGCCGAAUGCGACGACAAAAGCGACGAGGACAACUGUCCGGUCUGCUCGGAUUCGGAGUUUCAGUGCGACAGUCGGCAGUGCAUCGACCUGAGCCUGCGCUGCAACGGCGAGUUUAACUGUCAGGAUCGAUCGGAUGAGAGCAAGUGUGAAGGUUUGGCAGUGCCUUGUCCUCUGGACCAGUUCACUUGCACCAACGGUCAGUGCAUCGGAAAACAUAAGAAGUGCGACAACAACAUGGACUGUUCCGACAACUCGGACGAACUGAGAUGCUUUACCACCGAGGAGCCUCCUCCUCCUGCCAACACCACCAUCGGGUCCAUCGUGGCCGUGGUCAUGGCUCUGUUUGUGGUCGGCGCCGUCUAUUUCGUCUGUCAGCGCGUCCUUUGCCCGCAGAUGAAAGAAGACGGAGAGACGGUCACCAACGAUUUCGUGGUCCACGGGCCGUCGUCGGUGCCUCUGGGAUACGUACCGCACCCGAGCUCGCUGUCCAGCUCGCUGCCAGGAAUGUCCAGAGGAAAGUCCGUGAUUGGUUCCCUCAGUAUCAUGGGCGGGAGCAGCGGACCGCCGUACGACCGCGCGCAUGUCACCGGGGCCUCGUCCAGCAGCUCGUCCAGCACCAAGGGGACGUACUUCCCCCCGAUCCUGAAUCCUCCUCCGUCUCCGGCCACCGUUCGUUCUCAGUACACGCUGGAGUUUGGUUAUUCCUCCAACAGUCCAUCCACUCAUCGCUCCUACAGCUACCGGCCCUACACCUACCGUCACUUUGCUCCACCCACUACACCCUGCAGCACCGAUGUGUGCGACAGCGACUACACUCCGGGACGUCGGGUACCACUAAAGUCCAGCACCACAGCUAAGGGCUACACCAGCGACCUCAACUACGACUCGGAGCCUUGCCCUCCGCCGCCUACGCCACGCAGCCAGUACCUGUCGGCGGAGGAGAACUGCGAGAGCUGCCCUCCGUCGCCGUACACCGAGCGUAGCUACUCCCACCACCUCUACCCUCCGCCCCCGUCGCCCUGCACGGACUCAUCGUGAGCCGAAAAAGGCCCUGUCCCCCCCCUCCGCACAGCUCCGCCCCCUCACUGUAAAUAGCAAUUGUGCAUAUACCAGGCUAAAAAACGGGAACGAGAGACUGACGUGACGGAGGAGGAGGAAUAGUGGCCGUUGCAGGAGACAAAGAGAACUGCAGCUGCGAACGUUUGUACAUUGACAAAAGAGAAAAAAAUCAUAUUUAUAUAUUUUCUAUACAGUGUUUACUGAUGACAUCAUCGUGGUUUGUAUUAAGAAAUUUGUACAUUUUUUUAAGAAAAAAAAAGCUUUUAUUACAAAAAAAAUCACUACAAACAUAAAAUGCCUUAAAGGAGAAGGAACGGCGGGAGGUCAAAGGUCGGGCUUUAUCUGAUGCCAAAUAAACAGAAUCAUCACACAGAGACGGCAGCAGCAGCGACGGGAGCAGUUCAGCAGCCUUUUUUUGUUACCAUGGUAACAGUCAGAGGAGAAACGAGAGCUUCAUCAGAUCAGUACGGAUGAAGGUUGUAAAGUAAAGGCACAUAUUUAUGGAAUGAAUAACUAUGGAGGUCAAGGGUCAUUUUUGAUGGUUCUGAUGGUUGGAUCUCAGGAGGUCCAGGGGAAAUGACCUCCCCCCAACAACAAGAGAUUGAGUGGAAGCCCAGAGAGGACACGUCUGGUUCAAGAGACUCAACAACCGGCCUGGAUUAAUUAUUUGAAGAAAAAAAAAAACAUAAGAACACGUCGGAUGGUCGUCAUCUGCCCAGGUCACGUCUUCAGAAGCUCAGAGAAAAGAGAACAAACAGGAGCAGAGAAUUCACCGCAGCCCAGAACGGAUCAGUUCUUUUCUGUAGUCCUAAAACCAGGUUAAGUCGACUGAGGCCCGCGGAGGAGCGAUUACCAUCGAUGGAAGAAAAAGUAGAGAAAAUAAAUCUGUGACGUUUCUCUCUGAGCUUCUGAAGUCUCAUCCCAUCAAAGGAGCCGGCGUCUGGAGCAUCUGUAACCUCUGCUCCUCCAGCCUUCCUCACCUCCUGUCCUCUCUGAGCUCCUCCACCCUGAAUCCACCGUCAGUGAGGCGAACAGCUGGAACUUAAACCAAAACAAACGUUUUCACUUUUUUGACUCCUCAUCUUUUCACUCUCCAAAACAAGGAAAAGUCUGACGUCAUCCAAUCACAUCGUCCUGUUUUGUCUUCUGUUUCUUUUUUUUUCCUCCUCCACCUCUGCAGGAGGAAACACAAAAUCCUGUGCCUGAACAUUUUCACACUUUGAUAUUCUUUUUUUUAAUUUUUUUUUUUUUUUAAAGAUGACGUUGUUUACUCUGAGGACAAACAAACAAACAGGACUGGAACUCCAUGAAUGCUCUCUAUAGUAUUUUUGUACCACAUACUGUGUAGAUAUAUAACCUAUUUAUAAGCUAUUUAGAGAAUCAAUGUAAAUCUGUCCAUUGAACUUAACUUUUCAUUCCGUCUUUAAUUUUUUUUUCUUUUUAAAUAAUGUCUCACUAUAUUUUUUUACAGAAAAACAAAAACAAACGUACAGACGACAAUCUCAUAUCACUGCAUGAACCGAUGCUUCAGGGUUUAUCUGGGUUUUUUUUUUUUUUUACUUGUCAGGCGUUGAAUCGACAGCAGCUGGUUUUAUCAUUUUAUCUUCCCCAUGUUUCUAAAUGUUUUACAGGAAAAAAAGAGGAAAAAAAACAAACACCAGCACAAAAUAGACAAUCCAAGGAUUUUCAGUUGCUGACAUUCGGAGACGAAACCACGUUCUUACAAAGUAGAUCAAAAUACUUUUAUAUCUGUCUCCCUUUUAGCGUUGUAGUUCUGUUCUUACGUAAAAUGAAAAAAAAAAGUUUAAUUACUGAAUCCAACAAACAGUUUGUAACACGAUCUAUAUCUAAACUGCUGCAUUUUUACGAAAAAGUAAAGAAAAAGACUUGAUGGGUAAGAAUUAAAUUGGUUUUAAAAAGUCAUUUGUAUGAAAAAAAAUCCUACAUUUUAACAUUUUUACAAAAAAUACUUUUUUUAUGUACUGAUCCCAUCAAUUCAUCUGAGGCACAAAAUUAAAAAAAAUAAAUUUUAAAAGAAAACAGUGACAGCAUAAAGUAAAGAGUUAUAUUUUUACUAAAAAGCAAAUUCGUUCAAAUGUGUUAAAUGUUUAAAAAAAUGUUUUUUGGGUCUUUAAUGACUUCUACAAUAAUCAACAAAAAAACUCAGAAAUUCAGGAGAACACGUUUGUAAAAAAAUGUUUUUCUAAACGUUUUCAAAUGUACUGUAAAAUGUGUCAAAACAAUAAUACUAGUGCCAUAGAGUGGACGUCAGAAACACUUUUUACCACUACUGUACUAUUAUCCAUGCAAGUUACUACUUCUUUUUUGGAAAAUCACAAACAAUAAAACUAGUCAAACCUAUGGAAGCCCUCUGACACGUAAACCUGUUCUGUUGAAUUUUGGCCGCUGGCUGACUCCGUACAUCCUCCUCCACAACCGUCAGCUGAUAAAAACACAACUAAGCUGUUUGUAUACGCACACACGCACACAAAGCAAUCAAAAUUAAGAGAGGUUCUCAUCUGCAAACUGCACUUUACAGGACUGUUUGUUUGGUUUUUUUUGUUUGUUUUUUUUUUGUUUUUUUGUGCGGUACCGAGGUGUUUGUUGAGCAGCUGGAGGAAAGUUGGUUAAAGACAAAUGUAUGGAAGCAAAAAAAAAAAAGAAAAAAUCUGAUUUUAAAGAUGGAUUAGUGGAGUCUGGAUUACGAUGGGUUCUUUUUUUGGGGGGGGGCAAAUUUUUCCACAGACUUUGAAGACUGUUUCUUCAAUAGUCAGGAAUCAUUACACAUUUGUUUUUGCAUGUGUGUGUUAGCAAAACAUACGAACUGUAAAAAUUGUUAAUAAAUGAAGACAAAAAAUGUAGAAAUUCAAAUCGUUUGAAUUAUUUUAUUUCCAAAAACAAUCGGAUUUUAAAAAAGAAAAUGUGAAACUGUUAACAUCAGUUUUCUCAGGUGCAUUUUUUUAUCAAAACAUUAUGAUGUUAACAAAUAAAAACCCCAAAAGCUCCUUAGACAUAUGAGAAACAGAAUGUGUUUAGAAAAUCUAUUUAAAUGAAGAAUAUAGAAAGAGCACAU